UCCGAGGGCCGCCAUGCCGAAGGCGGCGCGCGGCGCGGAGCCGCUGCACGAGCAGAUCCUGAGGGCCGCCGCCCCGCGAGCGCGGCAGCGCCGGGGCCGGGAGGCGGAGGGCGAUGCGGAGGAGCGGGACGGAGGUUACGUGGGGCCGCGGCUGGCCCGGCGCAUCCUGCGGGAGGCGCGGAGGCAGCAGGAGGAGCUGGAGGCCGAGCACGGCCCCGGGGCGCCCGCCCGACCGCUGCCGCAGCGCUGCGCGACCCCGGGCGGCCCCGGCUCGGAGGAGGACGAGGAGGACGAGGAAUGGCCGACCCUGCGGCGGGCCGCCGAAUGGGACGGGCGGUGCGGCGGUGGGGACGUGGAGGUGGACCCCGAGGACGAGAAGGCGCUGGAGCUGUUCAUGAGCCGCGCCCCGCCGCUCAGGCGGACGCUGGCUGACGUAAUCAUGGAGAAGAUCACGGAGAAGCAGACGGAGGUGCAGACGGUGCUGUCGGAGCUGUCGGGCCGCCCCGUGCCCCAACUCGACCCCCGCGUGCUGGAGGUGUACAGAGGUGUCCGGGAGGUGCUGUCCAAAUACAGGAGUGGGAAACUCCCCAAGGCGUUUAAAAUCAUUCCUGCCUUGUCCAACUGGGAGCAGAUCCUCUACAUCACAGAGCCUGAGACGUGGACGGCAGCGGCAAUGUACCAGGCCACAAGGAUAUUUUCAUCCAACCUGAAGGAGAGGAUGGCCCAGAGGUUUUACAACCUGGUGCUGUUGCCACGGGUCAGAGAUGAUAUUGCUGAGUAUAAGCGCCUCAACUUCCACCUCUACAUGGCUUUGAAGAAGGCUCUAUUCAAGCCAGGAGCGUGGUUCAAAGGAAUCCUCAUCCCUUUGUGUGAAUCGGGGACCUGCACGCUGCGGGAGGCCAUCAUCAUCGGCAGCAUCCUCACCAAGUGUUCCAUCCCUGUCCUGCACUCCAGUGCAGCCAUGCUGAAGAUCGCUGAGAUGCCAUACAACGGUGCCAACAGCAUCUUCCUUCGGCUGCUCAUCGACAAGAAGUACGCGCUGCCCUUCCGCGUGGUGGAUGCCCUGGUCUUCCAUUUCUUGGCCUUCCGCACAGACCCGCGCACCCUGCCCGUGCUGUGGCACCAGAGCUUCCUGGCUCUCGCCCAGCGCUACAAGGAGGACCUGUCUUCAGAUCAGAAGGAGGCUCUGCUCGAGCUGCUCAAGUUCCACAGCCAUCCGCAGAUCUCAGCGGAGAUCCGGAGGGAGCUGGCAAACUCCAAGACGCGGGAUGUGGAGGGGCAGGAGCCUGCAGCCAUGGAGUGAGGGGAGGAGGUGGGGAAACAGCGUAAGCCUGGCCUGCUCCUGGGGGCUGCUGCACACUGCUGGGAGCAGUGCCUCCAGGAGGUGUUUGGGAACAUCCAGCCCUGGGAUACCACUGCUCGUGGUGCUGUACCCCCAGGGCUGGGCUGUGCUCCCUGCACUGCUUGUUGCAAGGCAGCCCCAUGCCCCUGGCACCCAGGAAAGCAGUAGGUUUUGUCCUGCUCCUGUUCUGGAAAAUAAAGCCCAAGCUGGGUCCCGCAGUCUAGAGUA
This is a messenger RNA of Phasianus colchicus (ring-necked pheasant), 1570 nucleotides long. RefSeq names its product bystin like (gene BYSL). The record is from RefSeq and is a predicted model, not a curated record. Gene Ontology annotation, cellular component: nucleolus; cytoplasm; preribosome, small subunit precursor. Lineage: Eukaryota; Metazoa; Chordata; Aves; Galliformes; Phasianidae. Gene Ontology annotation, biological process: rRNA processing. Gene Ontology annotation, molecular function: snoRNA binding.